GGCGCGCGCGCUCGGCCCGCGGGAUGUGGGCGCGCACGGCGCUGGCGUGCGCGGCGGUGCUGGCGAGUGCGCGCGCCUGGCCCGGCGGCGCAGUGUGCGCGCAGCGGGUGGCGGCGGCGCCGGGCACGGGUGCGGGUGGCGCUCGCUACGUCGCCUUCCUCAGCCUCGGACCGGGGCCCCCCGCGCUGGUGGAGAGCUCCUGGGCCGGGCGCGGGCGCCUCCUCGCUUGCUGGGCGCGCCGCGACCCCCGCCUGGUGCGCGCUUUCCGCGCCGCCUGCGCUCGCCGCCCCCCCGGCGCCCCCGGGGCCGCGCUGCGCAGGGAGCUGGGCGCGCUCUGGAGGCGCCGAGCCGCCUGCACCGACCCCGAGCCGCGGGGCGAGCGCCGCCGCCGCCGCCGGAGGGGUUGGACGGUGCCCGGCACGUUGUGGUGCGGAGCCGGGGACUCGGCCGGGAACGCCACCGAGCUGGGUGUCUUCCGCGGCCCCGACCGGUGCUGCCGCGAGCACGACCAGUGCGAGGCGCAGAUCACGGCGCUGCAGUUCAACUACGGCAUCCGCAACUACCGCCUGCACACCGUGUCCCACUGCGACUGCGACGCCAGGUUCCGGCGGUGCCUGCUGGCCCUCAACGACACCAUCUCCAACAUCAUCGGCGUCACCUUCUUCAACCUGCUGGAGGUGCCGUGCUUCGUGCUGGAGGACAGCGAGGAGUGCGUGCAGUGGCACUGGUGGGGCGGGUGUGAACGCUACGGCGUGGUGCCCCUGGCCAGGAUGGUGCAGCAGAAGCAGUACGGCCACGGGCUGCCCGCGGAUGGCAGUGACAGCGACUGGGGAAGGAAGCCCUCAGGAGCGCGUCGGAAGCGCCCGCGGCAGGGGCUGGGACGUGGUCCUGGGCUCCGCCGUGCGCGGAGGCCUGUGACAACCCAGCAGGUGCAGGACAUGGGUGGCUCGUCCCCUGUGUCUGCCAGGGAUGAGGCUGAGCCCACUGUUGGGCACGCAGCACCUUGGGGUGAGCUGGAGCUAGGCCUGCCAACAGCGGUGGCCACGUCGGGACAGGAGCUCGCUGGAGGACAGCAGGGGCCUGGGGCCUCGCCGCAGCCCACCCUUAAGGCUCGCCAUGAAGACAGCAGCAUUGCAUCCAGCCUCGUUACAGAGCCCUGUGAGGCUGUCCCUGCGCCUCCUGGGGAUGGACACAGGCAGCAGAGCCCGGGGAAGAUGUGCAGGUGCUACAAGCGGCUGGAUAAGUGUGAGCACCAGAUUGCACCCCAUGAGAUGAAGUACCAGCUGCAUAAUGCAGACAACCGGACGCUCUUCCACUGCAACUGCACCCGCAGACUGGCACGGUCCCUGCGCAGGGCGAAGGGUUUCCAUGAGGUGCAGGCAGCAGUCUUGGCUGACCACGUUGCUGCAGCUUGCUUUGUGUUGGAGCCACUCACCAACUGCAGCCUGGGCAAGGAGCCACAGCACAACAGCUGCACCUCAGCCACCCGGGCUGUGCUAGUAGCACCUGCACGGCAUCUCAGCAACAUCCUGAAGCACUGGGGUGCUCCUCGCAUAACCUCCAAGAAGGUCAAGCAUCAAGACUGGAAGACACGGGGCAGCGGCAGCACCCUUUACAAGCAGUGCCGGCAACUGGCUUUGGAGCAGAAGCUGUGUGCACAGCAUCGUGCAGCCCCCCCGUGACGCCUGAGCAGCAUGGGCAUGCCUCGCGUGGGAAGGAAGACGUGCUGUGCAGCGGGCACUGAGUGGAGCUGCUUAAUGUCUGGUCCUUGAGAGAAAGGAUGGCACCAAGCAUGGC
Anas platyrhynchos (mallard) is the source of this 1797-nucleotide messenger RNA. NCBI's taxonomy places the organism in Eukaryota, Metazoa, Chordata, Aves, Anseriformes, Anatidae. The record is from RefSeq and is a predicted model, not a curated record.